Messenger RNA from Babjeviella inositovora NRRL Y-12698, 4040 nucleotides. Its product is annotated as DEAD/DEAH box helicase. Lineage: Eukaryota; Fungi; Ascomycota; Pichiomycetes; Serinales. Gene Ontology annotation, molecular function: mRNA binding. The transcript has a single exon. The record is from RefSeq and is a predicted model, not a curated record. Gene Ontology annotation, cellular component: catalytic step 2 spliceosome. The coding region runs from base 21 to 3788 and encodes 1255 amino acids.
ACGUUGUGAACCCAGACGACAUGAUUGAUAUUAGUAGUAAGGCCAAAUUGUGGAAUCAGAGCUCCAAGGCCACGGCUGUGGAUAGCAAGCUUGUUAGUGAUAUCUACGAACGGAUUACAGCGCCCGACCCCGACGCCAUUCAGCUCUUGAGCAGCGCCCGCUACUUAGACAACUACCUAUGGAGGUUUUUUCACAGAGACGCCACCAAUACUCAUAUCCAGUCGAUUUCAGCUCUCAUUGCUAUCCUGGGCCGGUUGCCGAGCCGGCUAGUGGCCGAGCCCGACAAGCUACAGGAGUUUGUGCUCCGGCUGUUGAUCUUGUUUAACCAGCAGUUGUCGGUGCUCCAAAAGACUCAUCUAAUUACUACAAUGCAUACGUUGCUCAACAAUAUUGAUAGCAUGCUGAUCAGGAGGCAGAUUGCUCCUCUCUUCAGCAUCUCUAUCUGGGGAAACUUGCCCCACGCGCCCAGCUUGGUCGCCAGGUACGGCCUUGAGGAACAGUACGAAGGGCUGUUGGCCCAGCUCAACCAAGCUGAUCCGGAAAAAAAGUCUGAGAUGAUGAUUAAGCAUUCGUGGUUGUACAAUGUCUUGAGCGAGUCCAUGGUUGAGUCUGAGCCCUACUCGUCUCAUUUGCUUAUGUUUCUCACUGCCGUCUUGUCACAGCUUCCUACCAGACAGUUUACCAACACGCUCGUCAAGGAGAUGAACUAUCUUGCGCUUUUGAAAGCCAGCGACCAGACGGAUUCUGUAUUUAUCCAGCUCUUGGCAGACUUGGAACACACCAUGUACUUUCCCGUCGACGAUUUUAGCGGCGAGUCCCGAAAUACAGAUGCCUUGAAGGAGGAGUACACACAGAAGCUCCACGCCUUUCAGAAAAUGGUGUACGAGCAUUUUCCUGAGUUGCAAACGUUAGUGUUGUGCCAACCAUCGGACUUGACCCCCCUGUACCUCAAAGAAAACCUCGGUGCGGUCUCUCUUGUUGAUUUGAAGAAGAUAUGUGCCUUAUCGGAGAUUAUAAUCCACGAAAGGUUUACCGAAAACAAAGGGGUCAUACUAGAAUCAAUUGCCCAGCACUAUUCCCUGGUGGUGGAUGUGGCCUCAGAACUACAAGCCUACCCCAUCUAUCCCUCAGAGACAAGCGUUUUCGAGUUGUAUUCCACCUCCGAGCUUGCCAAAGGAGUCACACCGGUACCUCUGUUAGCAACACAAUACCUUUCCACGUCUGAUUUUUUGUACCGCAACAUGCGCCUCCUCUCCAUUGAAUCUCGGUACCGUAUGUCUGAGACCCUCUCCAAGACGCUUAGUCGGUUGCAGUUGAAGACCAUGGACGCACUGGGGAAUUUCAAGGGCCAGUCAAAGCGAAUUGCGCGCGUCACCAAUCUUACUCUCAAGAACGAAACGUUACCAAAGCUACUGGGUAAGAGCCCGACCGUCCCAGAAAACAUUUUUGCCGAACUCACAGUUGACUUUACUAAAACCAAGUCAAGGUGGGAAAUGAAAACGGGUGAGAUGAUAUACUUGCUUGCGUUGGAUAGACCAAUAGAGUCACAGUAUGCGGAACGCAACUUGCGGCUUGGGUUGAAGACAUUCCGCGCAGCCACGAUCAAGAGCGUUGCCCACCAGAAACAACAGAACGUGAAGGUUUUGAACAUUGACAUUGACCCCGUGCAAUUUUCUGCAGACAGAGGCGCAUACAAGGAUAUCAACUACGUUUUCCGGUCGGACUCCGAGGAGGAUUCCAAGAUUAUUGCGGAGUUGAUGGCUAUUCAAACCGGCGAGGACACCAGCGGGUUGUGCGAUUGGUUCAGCAGUCUCUUUUUGGGCUUUUCCAACAGAAUGCCGUCUCCGGGAGCAGCAAGGUGGGUCAAGUACCACUCUACAUUUGCGUCGAUGAAGGAUGUGGAGGAAUCAUUCCAAGACUAUGCGCUUGUGUUAGACAGUGAAUUACCCUCUAAGAGACAGAAAACAGGGUCAAUGCCUCGUGAUAUCAUUUCCCCGCCAUAUGUGCUUAAAGUGUCACACGAAGAAAAGACGGUGGGAGUUCAGUCGUAUGUUGAAAGUGUUUUAGAGAAGAAGCCGCCUACCGUUAUGCGUUACAACGCGCAGCGGAAGGCCAUUGUUGCAGGCUCCACUAAGGGCCUUACCUUGAUUGAAGGGGGCCCAGGCACUGGAAAAACAUCUACUGUUGCUCCUAUCGUCUACACAUCAUUUUUGAACAACCAGAACCACGCGACGUUGAUUGUGACAAAGUCGCAGAGGACGCUUAACCGUAUUUUCUUUGACUUAGAGGCACUGGGUAUGGAUGGACGCUUCGUAUUGAAGAUUGACGACGGCCUUUCCGCGGCUGGGAAGUUUGGUUCUGUGGAGUACGUUGCCAAUUCGGUUCACAGGUUGCUUGCAGAAGUUCAGAGACUCGCAGAGUCGCUACAAGUGGAUGGUGCUCACGGUAAUUCUUGCGAAUCCGCGGGUUAUUUCUACGAUACACAUGUCAAACCUGCGUGGCAGCGGUUCUUGGCUCAGCUCAAGGAAAGAGAGAAAUCCCCCUCGGUGGUUUUUGAAGAGUUUCCGUUCAAGUCUUUUUUUCCUGAGUAUUUGGCUACCAAAAAGGGGUACGCCCUGUCGCUCAGAAUCGUUGUUGAAUGCUACAGAAAACUCAACGAUCUCUUUGACUCUGUGGCCAACGGUGGCGUUUUCCAAACCUUGACUUCCCGUGAGGGCAGGGUUGAGUAUAUGACGAAUCAAGCCCGGGUGGUUGGUGUUUCCAUGGAUAUGUUCCUUCAGAACCAAGGUCUCUUGAGGGGGUCUACCUCAAAUUUUAACAGUAUCAUCAUUGAUGAAUCCACUCAGAUGUCAGAGCUUGAACAUUACUUCGUUCUCUCCCUCAACAAGAACCCGGAUGCCUUACAGAGUAUUGUUUUGCUCGGUGACACGGUAUCACAGAGACCCUCCUUCUACAGCUCAGUUGUAAAGACUACUGGCCAUUUGGACCAAUCUUUAAUGUCCAGGUUCAUCCGCAAUGGUGUCGUCAGCCUCAAAUUUACUCACCAGCUCCGCGCGCGUUCUCAAAUCUCCGACUCAUACGCUGAGGUUUACGGAGGGUUUCAGGCAAGGAAGGAAGUCUCCGCGACCAACCCUGGCUUCGCUUCAGUGUCCCAAUUUAUCGAUGUGGGCGAAUUCAACGGACAGGGCGAGUCGGAGCCUCAGCCAGAAUUUUAUCAGAAUAUUGGAGAAGCUGAAUAUGCGGUCGCGAUGUAUCAGUACAUGCGCUUGAUUGGAUAUCCGGCGGAAAAGAUUACAAUCUUGACCCCGUACGUUGGCCAAGUGCUUAUUAUUGAGGAGAUUUUAGCUCGGAGAUGUGGGAAGCGAGUGAUCCAGACGGAGGCAACCUCAGAUUUUGAGUUUGACUGGCCUACUGUGAAAACGGUUAAGGGAUACCAAGACCUGGAUAACGAUUUUGUGAUCUUGUCGCUCGUGAGAACCAAGGCUAUGGUUAAUGAGGAGGAAUAUUUCCGAUCGGUACUCACUGGGAUCGGUAGGGCAAGGACUGGCUUAUACGUGCUAGGAAGCACGCAGCUUCGCAGUGCCUUAAACCAAGAGCUGAACUUGAUGUCGAUUUUCAAGAGCUUCGGACCAAAACAUCGGUUGGGGUUGGUAUUGGGUGAAACAUGCAACUCGAGAAAGAAACGCGGUAAGAGCUGCAAGGUGACCACCAUGGAUGGGUUGGAGGAGUUUGGGCAGAUUGUGUACCAAAUGACCAGGGAGAGAGUUACCGAAGAGAAAGAUGUGUGACUUACAAGACAAGUAAUAAAAUAAAAUUCUGUUGCUAGAUACUCUAUGUCCAGUAAAGUGGUACCGAAGGUGCCCUAAAGCUUUGACAAGAAGCUCACAAUCUUUACUGAGCUAAAUCUCUCGUUGUACGUAGCUGGGUCUUCAAAGUCGAGGCCAAAAGUAUCGUGGGCUCCGAGGGGCUCGAUAAGCAAGUUAACCUGUUGACCGGCAAUGUUAACCCACUUGUGAAUGUCGUCCACCAUGACUUCGUCC